UCUACAUGUUUCAGUCGCUACGGCAACCAAUGCUUUUUCCUCUCUCUCUUGGACUCUGUAUCUCCCCGCUUUCUCUCCCUCCUUCAUUCCUUCUCUCCACUGCCAGAGCGCGAGAUGAUCGGAGGAGCGGGGUCUGAGUGAACACGGCGAAGCGAUGGGGAGAUGCUCCAUCUCUCCUGUCACACGACCGACUGCCCUCAUCUCCAUCCUCCUGGUCGCUCUGGUGACACAGCCCUCCACCUGCAACCGUGACGACGCUGAUGCCGAGGAGCAGGUGGACGCCCUGUCAGUCCAGCUGUCCGUCACUACUCAGGUCACACCCACCCCUCUCUGGGUGGUGGUCUGGGGACCCACUCAGCCUCUGGAGGAUGAAACCUACCACUUCCUCUCCAGCCAGGAAACAGACCACCAGCGCCGUCAUGGGAACCAGCUGGAGACCAGCACUGUUACCUCAGAGGACUGGCCGUUCGCUGACUCAAGCAUGCGGCCCGGCGGGGAGUCGCCAUUAGGCUCCAGGAACCGGGACGGAGUGGAGGAUGGAGGAACAGAGGCUGAAGAGUCCGAGCCUGAGGAAGUGGACCCCCAGUUCUACGUCACCGUGACCAUCUCCUCGCUGCUCAUCCUGAUGGCGGUCGUCAUCACGGCCAAACUGUGUUAUGAUCGCAGCUGUUCACAUCACCCUGCUCCUCUCUCCCGUGGCGUGGCCCCCCCACUCUCCCGCGGCCUCCCUCGCUCCCUGGCUUCCGAGGACAGCCGGCAGACGCUGCACAGCACCUCCUCCUCCUUCUUCACCGACAGGGAGAGGAUUCCAGUGGUGAACCUCUGAGGUGACGCUUCUGUUCCUUCCACGGAGCCUGCAGAGGAACGCCAGCGUGGCCGGAGGGCUCGCCGCCGGCGCCAUUUUGUUUUCUCUAAAACUGUGAAAUGAAUUCCGGGGCGGCAGGUAUCCUCCCUGACAAAACUCAUGUCCCCGCUGACCGCCUCCCCCUCCGCCCCUCUUUGUGCUAAAUUGUCUUUCAUGUGGCUCUGCUUCUAUGGAACCGACUGGGUUUGGCCCCGGGCUGAGCCAAAACAGCCCGCCAUGACUAAUUCACAAACAAACAGUUUAACAGCCGUGCAGCAUCACACUCCGCCUCGCCUCCUCUACCUGUGAUUCCUCCACAUCUGCUCCACACAGCUUCGCCGCCGUGUCCCUGUCCCCGCGCCAAACAAGACCAGUGAUUUAGCAUCGUGACGCACAGCUCUCCAUCCACUUCUGUGACACAUGACCUACCUAGACUGGCAGCCAGAGACACAAAGUCCAGUUCAGAGGUCCAGCAAGUCAGUCAGUGCUUCGUGUUUUACUCGAGAAAACUGCUUUUACAAGGAGAUGCUUAAAUGUAGCAAAGUAGACGCGACUGCGUGAAACAUACGAGACUUUACGCCCCUCAUCAUGAGGAAACUCCUUUAACAAGGAUUUUAUUUUUUUAAUGAAGGUAAAGUUUGACAUUAUUAUGCGGCCUCUUUUUUAUUUUCAUUAUAUUUGUCUUUAUUUAAAUUAACAUAUUAGUUGUUUUUACAAUUAAAAUGGUAAAAAAAGGUUCAUUUUUAAAUGUAUCGCUAAUUUCUGCUAAAAUGUUAAGAAUUUACCUUUAAAUUCAUAUAGAAUUUUAAUUUUAGCUGCAGUUCAUCUUCAUUAUUUAUUUGAAAUAUUUAAAUGUGAUAGUAUUAUGACAAGUAUCUUUUUGUUUUCAUUGUUCACUUUUAUUUCAUAAUUUUAUUUUUAAAUAUGCACUUUUGUUGAUGGUUGAAUUUUGACAUAUUUUUACCAUUUUGUCUUUUUUUGCGCUUUUUAAAGAUACUUCAUUGAAUUAAAUAUCAUAUAAAACAUAUUUCUGGAGCCAGUACCUUCAGAUUAGGCAAAACCAAGUGUGUGAUCCCCAAACAGCACUUCUGUGAGUGUAAACAAACCAUGACAACUCUAGGUGUGAGCAGUUCUGGUUUUUAUUAGUUUGGUGUUUGUAGCAUCUAAAACUGUCUCCACUUGUUUACAUGCAGAAGCUUUGAUGAAGACCCAAAAGGGUUUUAAAAUAGAAGUGUGAAAACGUGGCCUCAAAAGCGUCCUUUUCUCCGCUCGUGCGUGGCGUGUGAGGGGUUAAUAAUUCCAUUCUCUGCUGCUCCAAUCGCAGCGCUGCAUUUGGCAACGCGUCUUUGACUGCAGGCAAUGUGUUUAACACGUCACGCUCCAAAAGCUGAUGUUUAUUUUCUGCUUAAGGCGCCGAAAAUGCAAAUCCGUCGAUUUGUCCUCCUUCCUGAUGAUUUGUUGUCGUAAUUCUCCGGCUGGUGCGGCGGGCCUUCGUCACGGCCUCUGCUCAGGUGAGACCUGGAGGGGAGGGUCCAAGUUCCUCUGGAGAUAUACGAGCUUGUGGAGGAAUCCUGACACUGGUGUUUAUGGAAGUGGAACAUCAUCACCCCUUCAAGCCACUCCAAAGUCCCAGCGGUGGUCGGUGGUUUAUGGGGAAUGAAACCUGAUGGGGGGAAGUGACAGGACCUUUAUUUGAAGUGAACAUUUAUGUCAGGGCUGCACAAGAAAAGCACGACCUGCAGCUGGAGUUUGCUGUGGUUUGUCUCUCCGUCCGUGUUGUUCUUGUUGGUUUUAAAGCUUUCCUCCUCCGGGCCCUUCUUCCUCACGUUAAAAUCUGCCCUACAAUCCUUAAAAAACUGUCUUGACAUCAUUUCCCCAAGUUGCUUUCUUGCCUUGUAGAGCCAUGUUUUUCUCUUCAGUCGGUAAGAGACCCACUAGCAAAGGAAACAAAGUGAUGAUAGUGUCCGACUGAGCCACAGCGUGACAGACAUUAUGACCAAAGCUUUGCGAUGUCACCAGUAUCGAGAACAUUUCUAGUCAUUCAGCAUUCAUGCUUUCAUCCAAAAACAUCAGCAUGUGCCGCCAAGUAUGUUGGCAGAGAGUUGCCGCAGAGUGAGUUACCCCCCUUUUUAAACCACAGCUCCCAUAAUGCACUGCAACAGUUGAAGCUAAUACAACUUCCUGAUGGUCGUAGUACAGUGUGAAGAUAGUGUUUUAGUUUUGUGCAGCCCUGAUUGAACAGUUUGUUUCGAGGCGACCUGAGGGCCACUGAUAUGAACCGUGUCGCCAUGGAGACGUAAACCCUGUCUGUGCGGUCCGUCAAUAAAGCUCGGUAAAACUCUGCCUGUGACCCGUUAGAGACCUGCUGUUUGGAACUCAAUAGUGUGGUAGGACAGAGUCAAGAGCAGCAGUUUUCUAAGCAGCUUUGAGGCUCCCCCUUCCUCCUCCAUUCGCAUUAACAGCAGAGAUGUUCUGGUGGCCCCAACGCCUCCGGCCCUUGUGAUUUUUGGUAGCAUUUCUGUAUAAAUAUGAUAUUUCUGUACCACGUGAGUUCAAUAAAGACUCAAG
Messenger RNA from Synchiropus splendidus (mandarinfish), 3412 nucleotides. It is a transcript of the gene pianp, whose product is annotated as PILR alpha associated neural protein. The coding region runs from base 155 to 826 and encodes 223 amino acids. The record is from RefSeq and is a predicted model, not a curated record. Gene Ontology annotation, cellular component: membrane. Lineage: Eukaryota; Metazoa; Chordata; Actinopteri; Syngnathiformes; Callionymidae. The transcript is spliced from 6 exons. Gene Ontology annotation, biological process: regulation of immune response.